CCUCGACUCUCCAGCUCCAGCUCUCAUCGCGUUGCGCACGGGCAAAUUAUAAGCCUCGGCGAGCGGCCCGCCGCUGCCAGGUCAGCGCUGGCGCCACGCCACGCUGCUUCGUCGUCGUCCGUUCUCCGGUGACCGUACGUGGGGAUGAGGCAGCUGGGGCGCCGGCUCUCGCGAGUCGCGGACUCCUCCUCCUCCUCCACCUCCUCCCCGUCGCCACCAGAGACGGCGAAGCGGCGGGGCGUCGGCAAGGCGGGCGCCGCGGUGCCGGAGGGCCACGUGCCCGUGGACGUCGUGGAGGAGGGGUCCGACGCCGAGGCGGAGCGGUUCCUGGUGCGGGCCGAGCUGCUGGGCCGCCCGGCGCUGGCCGAGCUCCUGGGCCGCGCCGCCCAGGAGUACGGGUACGGCCGCCGGGGGCCGCUACGGAUCCCCUGCUCACCCGCCGCCUUCCGCCGCGCGCUCGCGAGCCUCGACGGCUCCGGCGGUGACCACGACGGCUAGGCAGAAUUGCUGAAUUGGACGGAAGGCGUCGGGUUACCUGGAAGGCUGGAAGCAUGCAUAGUGCUCGUUCUGUUGUAGCGCACCUGAAACUGAAGGUCGUCUGACUAGAAACUGAAGGCCCCGUUUGGAAACCCCUAGAUUCUA
Panicum hallii is the source of this 642-nucleotide messenger RNA. RefSeq names its product auxin-responsive protein SAUR71-like. Gene Ontology annotation, biological process: response to auxin. The coding region runs from base 145 to 498 and encodes 117 amino acids. The record is from RefSeq and is a predicted model, not a curated record. Lineage: Eukaryota; Viridiplantae; Streptophyta; Magnoliopsida; Poales; Poaceae. The transcript has a single exon.